UGUACGGAAAAUGACGGAAAUAUUUCCGGAAAAAUACGAAGUAGAUGAUCAACGUCACAGUCAUGAAUCCAACAUGUCUGACAGUGAGAAUUACACGACUGGCGGAGAUGAUUCCAUAUUUCUUUCGGAUACUGCAUGGCUCGUGCGACACUGGAAAUAGCGAUGUUUCGUUUCAAAGACGGCGUAUAUCGUCGUAGGACGGUCACAAGAACAGGCCCGUACGUUUAUUUCCGCCGGCGACGCAAAAAUGUCAUGCAUCAAGUGAUAACCUGCGAGUAAACUAGCAAGAAUUUUCCACCAUCUGUUUUUGAGUAUUGAGGGAAGAGAAACAUGGAUGAAAUUCAUCGUGAACUCCUCAUGAAGAGACAAAAAUACCUGCGUGACAACAUUAUAAUGGAGGAACGCUUAUUGAGACGUCUUAAAGAUUGUGGAGUUUUCUCAAAUUCGAUGAUCCAGACUAUUCAGAGCGAGUAUGACGCUGACCGGCAGAUUGGCCGGAUGUUGGAGAUGAUCACGCGGCGGGGCCCGGAUGCGUAUGGGAAGCUGAUGGAAUGUCUUUGCGAGGAAUACCCCUGGGUCGUCGAUAACUUCCGGGAGAAGGAGCAGGAUCUGAUGGAGCAUGCCAGAGCGAAUUCUGAUGUGAAUCCCGACAUCCGACAGACGGUAAAGGAGUACGUCAGGGAGUUGGCACGGACAACCAGGAUGAAUAAUGCCCAGCGGAAGAACGUGGAGGACUUCCUGUGCCGCCAAAUCACCAUCGAUACAAACCUCAACAAUGGCAGCAUGCCCGGCAAAAAGUUAUACUCCAUACACAAGUUGUUGAUGCAAGCUAUGCACGUAACGUCCUUAAACGAAAACGAGCAGAUGGACGUUAAUAAUAUCCUACCCGAUAACGUUACCAUUGACAAAAUUGAGACCGAGGUGAUGCAUAUGGUCAAUCGGGUCCAAGACCUUGAAACGGUCAUUGACACUUGUUACGAAAAACUGGGAGAAACCAACAAAGAAAAGGAAUUGCCUGAUCUUGUUUGGACACAACAGAAGCAACUAUUGGAGAAGGAAAUACAGAUCGAGGAGCUGAAAGCAAAGGUGACGACGCAACACAAGACCAUGAGACUGGCACGGGAGAAGGAGAAACGGGCGAGAGAAGAAAGUGUGAAAAAUAGUAAAGACAAGGAAGAUGUCGAACGUUCACUUGAUAUUUUGAAAGCAAAAAUACAUAAAAUGCAAGAAGAGAGACAGAGGAUAGGGAUGAGGAUGGCGUUUGACAGUGGCAAUGCAAUCGUGGCGAGUACAUCAACGGCUGCCACAUCAGCUGAGGCUUCCACUAUGCAAGACCCCUCCCAUUCGGAGCAAAAGCCUCCAAAAGUUCGGAUGGAGGAAAAGACAAAGCAUGUACAUGUAGAUGACAAAACUUCAAGGUUGUGGGAACAUUGACUUCAUGUGAUUAAAUCAAGGCCCAACAUGGCAUUAUUAACUAUUGGUAUAUACGUGGAUUGUAUUGAUGUCAAGCAUAUUUGUGUUUUCUUUUAUAUUUGUCACAUACAUUAAAUUUCAAAUUUU
Molecule: messenger RNA, 1560 nt
Organism: Mya arenaria
Lineage: Eukaryota; Metazoa; Mollusca; Bivalvia; Myida; Myidae
Exons: 6
Coding region: 331-1434 (367 amino acids)
Biological process (GO): regulation of apoptotic process
Source: RefSeq, a predicted model, not a curated record